GUUACAGCUAUGGCGCAUGAUGAGAACUUGCCAGACAAGCCGGAAGUCACAUUCGACUUCAAUCUUCCCCACGGCAUCGAUGUUGAGGAAAAUACCCUUCCUUCAAAGGAUCUUACAAAACAACCAACCAUAACACAGGAUCCCGACGAUGGCGACGACGCUCCGAUACAAGACCUCUUCUUUACUUCUGACCCUGGGAUGAGCGGCCACGAGGAUACUGAGCAAGAUUUGAACUACCGCCAGUUCUCUCUUGAUUUCUCUGACUACGAAGGCAGUGAAAGAGGAUUUGAGCGCUCCUGGCCCAGCCACCAAGCGAAGAAGCAGGCAGCGAAAGCAGCGAGGGGCAAGAAGUCACCCAGACGCUCGGAUGCUGAAGGAGACGAUUCCGACUCAGGCACACGAGCGAAGAAGCCACGUCCGUUCUUGUUUGGUGGCCCUGAAGAAGACAUGGAGAACGAAGAGCAAGUCGACAACCUCUUUGCGCCUGCGACCCCAGGACGCGGUAUCGGCAAUCGCAUGUCGAGCUUGAACCUGGACCAGCAGCAGAACGGUGAUGAGGAUAUGGAAAGGCCAAUAAACACAGGCUUCGGUUUUGCUUGUUCCGACAUAGGGAGCGUCCACGACUCGUCCGUUCCUUCUGACGAUGAGUUUGUCAAACCUCCAAAUACUGUGGCACACUACGAGUUACGCCAGAACAUCAACCACAAGAAAGCCCUCACACACGUUGACACCGACAAGUCCGGCAACUGGGACCCCGAGCAGGAAGCGAAGGAGAAGGCGGCCAAGCUGGUCCGCGCCAAAGCAACCAAGAGGGAGAAGAAGAAGAAGAAGAAGAAGAAGAAGGACAAGAGCGACACAUUCAGAGAUUACACUAUGAAGUGCAUCGUCAAGCUCCCCUUUGAUGCGUUCGGUAACGUACGCAACAUAACCAACGACCAGCAGAACUGGCCAGAGGAUUGGUCAGAUAUCGACUCUGAGCAAGAGCGCGAGCUCGAAGAGCAUCGGGAAGCCUACCGCCACAACACGCCUGACCGGGGGCUGCAGCUACCUCUGGAGGACCCUGCUGGCGAAGUAGAUGAUCUCACCGGACAUCCCGCAGCACGAGGCUGCAAGCAGUGCCGCAAACUUGAGCAAGCUUGCUCGAUCGUCAAAGGCGGCAAGUACCCCUGCGAGGAGUGUGUUGAAGAUGGCGGCGAAUGCCAGCCUAUCCGGGAGCCCAUAGCCAAGGGCCGCUGCAAGCAAUGUGAUCAGGCCCAGGAAGAGGUCUGCUCCUUCGAAGAUGACCCUACGCAGCCAAUCUGUGACCAUUGCGCUGACAACGACCACAUCUGCGAAGCCCUGCCUCCCGAUGGCUAUAAGGCCCCACGUGUCGAUCUGGAGGAGAUCGCUUACGGUCCAGAUCGACCCUACGCCGCAUGCACAGCAUGCCGCAUUUUCAAAAAGCGAUGCAGUCUCAAAGACAAAGAAGAUCAGCCGCCCUGCAAGAACUGCAAGAAGAACAACCUCGGCUGCACGUUCUAUCACCUGCCCAAACAAGACAGCGAGAAGCAAACAGCAGAGAAGAAAACUCUGAUUGAGAAGAUUGCGCCGGAAGUCGCGAAGUUCAACUCCGAAUCCUUCACCGCAGAGGAUCUCGCAGGCAUGGAUCGACGAAACAACGAAGUCCUGGAGCGUGAGCCAACGCCUGAACUGGAGAUGGAAGAUGCUGAAGGCAACAAAGGCAUGCUCACCAAGAUCACCACCUCCUUUGCGCACCCCAUCAGAUUUGGUGUUGAGAGAUCAACUCUAUCGGACUGCAACUUCUGCGAGCUCCCCAUCUUUGGUAUGGUAGGUCACUUCGAGAGGGAAGUUCACGUCAUUCGCUGGCACUCCGGUCUCGGAUACGCAGAGGUCGGCGGCGGUCAUUGCCAGAACACCGGCGAGACGACAAUGUGCACUGAAUGCACAAACCAGAGGCUGCAGAUCUUGAUAUGUCCCGGACACGAAUUCGAACGCAUUCCCGACGCCACUUCCGACUACAAUGCUCUGACCGAAGAGCUGGCCGAAGCCGAGACUGGAGGAGCUGAUAUGCAGUAUCAGUUGUCAAGAUGGUGCUCGAUGUGCUUCUCGCCCGCUACAUUUGGUUGCAGUACUGUACAGCCAGAUCUGUGCGGAGAUGAAGAGAAGGAGAUUGCAGGCUGCCACCUGAGGCUCUGUACUGCCUGUGAGAAGGCAUUGCGAAUCGACUAUGGAGGCAACUUUGAUCAUAUGGCGGCUGUGCUUGAAAGUCAGCCGAAAAUCAGUGAGGCUGAUGAAACCCUAGGAACAAAAAUAAAGGGCAGGCCUCGAGCGGACGUCGGGCUUCUGAUGGAAAAUGGCUUACUCAUGCGAAAGGUUCAGGCUGAAGGUUGACGACGACAUAGUCGCUCAUUGCAAGAUAUACGUGGACUCAAUUCU
Molecule: messenger RNA, 2436 nt
Organism: Macroventuria anomochaeta
Lineage: Eukaryota; Fungi; Ascomycota; Dothideomycetes; Pleosporales; Didymellaceae
Exons: 2
Coding region: 10-2391 (793 amino acids)
Biological process (GO): regulation of DNA-templated transcription
Molecular function (GO): DNA-binding transcription factor activity, RNA polymerase II-specific; zinc ion binding
Source: RefSeq, a predicted model, not a curated record